GCUGAUAAGGCGGACGGACUGUUUCCGGCUAGAGGUUCCGGGAGGAGGAGGAAGCUGCGGCCGCCCGCGGUGGGACGCCCGGGCCGCUUAGCCCCGGGGCAUUGCCGUAGGGCGCUCAGUUUUCUACAACUGUGGCAAAACAAGCUGAAAGGAGGAACACACUCAGCCCUGGUAAUUGUGGCCCAGCACUCAUUCUGUGAAUAUGGCAAACAAGGGGAACAAGAAGCGCCGACAGUUCUCCCUGGAGGAGAAAAUGAAGGUGGUGGAAGCUGUAGACUCAGGAAAAAGGAAAGGUGAUGUGGCAAAAGAAUUCGGUAUCACUCCUUCUACCUUGUCUACAUUCUUAAAGGAUCGUGCCAAAUUUGAAGAGAAGGUACGGGAGGCAUCUGUAGGACCCCAGCGGAAAAGGAUGAGGAACGCUCUCUAUGACGACAUUGAUAAGGCUGUUUUUGCUUGGUUUCAAGAAAUCCAUGCCAAAAACAUUCUUGUGACUGGUUCUGUCAUUCGGAAAAAAGCACUAAACUUGGCCAACAUGCUUGGCUAUGACAAUUUUCAAGCAAGCGUGGGCUGGCUGAACAGAUUUAGGGAUCGCCACGGAAUUGCUUUGAAAGCAGUCUGUAGAGAGGAUAGUGACAGAUUAAUGAAUGGUCUAGGAAUAGAUAAGGUUAACGAGUGGCAUGCAGGGGAAAUUAUAAAACUGAUUGCUGACUACAGCCCAGAUGAUAUCUUUAAUGCUGACGAGACAGGAGUGUUUUUCCAGUUGCUUCCCCAGCACACGCUUGCUGCUAAAGGGGACCAUUGUAGAGGGGGCAAGAAAGCAAAGCAGCGGUUGACAGCACUCUUUUGUUGCAACGCUUCAGGGACUGAAAAAAUGAGACCAUUGAUUGUCGGUAGGUCAGCCAACCCACACUGUCUCAAGAACGUCCAUUCCCUCCCUUGUGAUUACCGAGCCAACCAGGGGGCAUGGAUGACACAGGAGCUGUUUAAUGAGUGGCUGAUGCAAGUGGAUGCCAGGAUGAAGCGGGCAGAACGCCGCAUCCUCCUGCUGAUCGACAACUGCUCCGCUCACAACAUGCUGCCACGCUUGGAAAGGAUCCAGGUGGGGUACCUGCCCUCUAACUGUACUGCCGUCCUGCAGCCCCUGAAUCUUGGCAUAAUUCGCACCAUGAAAGUGCUGUACCGAAGUCACCUCCUGAAACAGAUCCUCCUUAAGCUCCACAGCAGUGAGGACCAAGAAAAAGUGGACAUCAGGCAGGCCAUCGACAUGAUUGCUGCAGCAUGGUGGUCAGUCAAGCAGUCCACAGUGGUGAGAUGCUGGCAGAAGGCAGGCAUCAUCCCCCUGGAACUGACAGAUUCUGACACAGAAGUGGCAGCCAGCGAGCCAGAGGCAGCCAGUGAAAAGUUGUGGCACUCCGUGGCUCUUGCCACCCGUGUCCCCAAUGAAAUAAAUUUCCAGGACUUUGUCACCGCAGAUGAUGAUCUCAUCAUCUCUCAGGAGCGGAUAGACACAGAGGUCCUCCAGGGCAUGGAGGCUGGUGAAAAUACAGAUGAAGCUGGAAGCGAAGAGGAGGGGGAGGCAUCUUUACCACAGCAGCCAAAAAUCACCAUCACAGAGGCCAUCUCAAGUGUGCAGAAACUUAGACAGUUCCUUUCCACUUGUGUAGGUGUUCCUGACGCCGUUUUUGGACAGCUAAAUGGCAUAGAUGAAUAUUUAAUGAGAAAAGUGACACAAACUCUUGUUGACUCCAAAAUUACAGAUUUCCUCCAAACAAAAUAAUGUAGGCAUUAACUGCCUCUUUUAAUUUAGAAAGUGUAGUUUACAAGAACAAAGGUUUGUUUUUUUUUUUAGAUAGGAUAUUGAACUUAAGUUUUAAGCAAUAUUAUAAUGACAACAUUCCAGUCCUCUGAAAUAAUCAGGAAACUUCCUUGAAUGGGCUUUGGAAAUGAAAUUUGACCAAUAUGUGUGUUAUCUUUUGAUUAAUCAAAUGGUUUCCAAAGUUGUCUGCACCUUAGGAUCUCUUGAGGACCUUUAAAUAAAUUUCUGAAGCCCACGCCUUAUCCCAGGCCAAUUAAAUCACAAUCUAUGGUGAUGGGGCACAGGCAUUAGCAGUUUGUGAAACUGCCCAGGUGAUUCCAAUGUUCAGGGAAGUUUGGGAAUUACUGGAUUGACCACAGGAAAAUCAAGCACACUGUGGGUCUGGAGCCAACUUCUUCCCAGUAAGUCUAGCUCCGUGGUUUCCAAAUGUUAGCUCACUUCAGAAUCACUUGGAAGGCUUGCUAAAACCCGGAUAGCUGGGCUCCACCUCCAGUUUUCUGAUUCCGUGAAUCUUAGGUGGGGGCCCCAAAAUUUGCAUUUCUUAACAAGUUCCCAGGUCAUGCUCAUGCUAAUGUGGUCCAGGAUCCUUACUUUGAGAACCACUGGUCUAGCUGGAGUCUAGUACUUCUCUCUUCAGCCAGCCAUCCGAAUACUCCCCCUCACAAGCAAAAUGGAAAAGAAAAGGAGAAAAACAAACAAAAAAACCCAAAACAUUAGCAGUUCUUAUGCCAGAUCUGUUAACUCCUUUCUGCUGAUUUGGUAACUCUAGAAUCUUAGCUUUUCUCUUGAACGCUGCGCCCGCCAGCCAAGUAGUGAGUAGAGGUACAUCUGUCUGUGCCCAAAGAAUCAACAGGAACCGCCUAGGAUAUGAACACAGCUUGUAGUGCUUAUUAGUCGGAGGGAGCUGGGGCCCAGGGGAGCAUGAGGAGCGUAAAGACGAGAUAGAAUGCAAUGUGGGAGGCCUUGUAUGUCAGAGAAUCCCGGGAGAGAGCACACAGCCCAGUGUACCCCUCGCCUUCCAGACGAGGUGAGAGGGAAGUUUGUGGGAGAGAGGACACGUGUGACAGGAUUUGGAUCGUUCCCUCUUUGGAUUUUUCCACCUGUGGAUCAUCCAGCCUGGACUUUGUGAUUAAGAUGAAGGCACACUGUUUGCCUUUGCUAAAAUUACUUCACCUUUAUUCCUUCAUGUUUGGCAGAGACAUCCGCUAGAGCAGAGUUGAUUUUAAGUUAUCUAGAACUAAAAUUUAUAAUCAGAAUUAUACUAAAGUUUUUCUCCUAUAAAGAAGACAUUUUUAAUAUCCUUCAUAACCCUAGUGUCUGUUCCUAAUAUGUGAGAUACGUGUCCGUUUCGUUUUUAGAAGGUACAUACAAUACCUGUCAGUGUUGUAGUGUAGUUUUCCGCCCCCAUACAGGUUAAUUUUUUGGUUAUUUCAGAAACGCAUAGCAAUUCAGUUAUUUUUCUUUCCGUAAUCAUUUAACUGAGACACCUGUAAAACAGAUUAAUCACAGACCGCUUCCAUGUUGAACAAAACGGCAGUCACAAAAAACAGCAGAUAUUUAAAUGGAUUUUUUAAAUCUCAUUUUGUAUAUUUUUCUUUUUAACAAACUAGUAUAUUUUGAAUUAAAAGUACUGUACAUAUUUUAAAUCCUUAACACAUAGGAGAGGAAAACUUUCUUCUGGCUAAGUCCUGUGGUUCUGCUCAUUGUCAGCACCUAUACUGCUGUCAUUUUGUGUCAGGAUUACUGACACAAUUUUGAAUUCCUUUGCUCACUUUUCUUCCCCUGAAGUCCAUUUGGCACAUAAUGUUAGAUCUAUUGACAUCGUGCCAUUUCCCCUGCCCAAGUAUCUGUGGUGGCUCCCAAAUGCCUAAAAAUAUGAAAGACUGGAUUAUUCGGUUGAGUUUUAGCACCCUCUAGAGUUGGUUACAACCUCCAUUUCCAGCUUGCUUGCUCAGUACAAUUCAGUGUGUGUGCUGCCCCUGGAUAGACCGUUCUUUCACUCUGUACCCGUGUGUGCUAGCGCGCCUUUACUUGAAUGCCUCACCCUGCUCUCUACCAAGGUGGGCCCUGGACAUAAGGCCCUUCAGAAACUAACUGGAGUCCUCUUUUGCCAGCCUUUUUUUUUUUUUUAAAAGACUUCAGCACCUGCUCCACCCUUCUCUCAACUCCUUGGCACUUUUUGUCUCUACCACUCACUUAAGCACCCACAUUUUUGUCAAUGUUCUGUGGCUCUUUGACUAGACUUGUAAACUCCAUGGGAGCAGGGAACUUUGUAACCUUAAUGAUGCCUAGCACUGUGCUGGGCACAUCAUAGGCACUUCAAUAAACAUUUGUGUAUA
Zalophus californianus (California sea lion) is the source of this 4155-nucleotide messenger RNA. It is a transcript of the gene TIGD6, whose product is annotated as tigger transposable element derived 6. Bases 203 to 1777 code for a protein of 524 amino acids. Gene Ontology annotation, cellular component: nucleus. The record is from RefSeq and is a predicted model, not a curated record. The transcript is spliced from 2 exons. Lineage: Eukaryota; Metazoa; Chordata; Mammalia; Carnivora; Otariidae. Gene Ontology annotation, molecular function: DNA binding.